UGACAUUGAUUUUUUUUUCUCCUUUACUAAAAAAAGGCAAACCCAAACCAAACCAAACCAAAACCACACUAAACUGAAGAAACCCCAUUUCUCUUCUACUCAAUCAUGUCACUCCCACCACCGAUCCCACCACCGUCAGUUUCAUCUCCACCAAAGGCAAGGCCAAGUUCGUUACCAAUCCGGCAAAUUCCAGGCAGUUAUGGAUGGCCGUUACUAGGUCCCUUGUCUGAUAGGUUAGACUAUUUCUGGUUCCAAAAACCAGAAAACUUCUUCAGAACAAGAAAGGAAAAAUACAAAAGCACAGUGUUCCGUACCAAUAUUCCUCCUACGUUUCCUUUCUUCACAAAUGUUAAUCCUAACAUCAUUGCUGUUCUUGACUGUAAAUCUUUCUCUCAUCUCUUUGACAUGGAUCUUGUUGAUAAAAGGGAUAUUCUGGUUGGAGAUUUUGUUCCCAGUGUUGAAUUCACUGGGAAUAUUAGAGUUGGUGUUUACCAAGAUGUUUCUGAAGCUCAACAUGCUAAGGCAAAGAAUUUCUCCAUGAACAUAUUGAAACAAAGCUCAAGCAUAUGGGUACAAGAACUUGUAUCAAACCUCGACGUAUUUUUCGACCAAAUUGAAGCAACAUUGUCUCAAUCUUCAUCAGCAAGUUACUUUUCCCCAAUGCAGCAAUUUCUGUUCACUUUCCUAAGCAAAGUCCUUGCCAGAGCUGAUCCUUCCCUUGACCCCAAAAUCGCCAAAUCAGGUGCAACCAUGCUCAACAAAUGGCUCGCGGUUCAGCUUUUACCUACGAUUAGUAUCGGCUCCUUCCAACCACUCGAAGAAAUCUUCCUUCAUUCAUUUUCUUACCCCUAUGCCCUUGUCAGCGGAGACUACAACAACCUCUACAACUUCAUUAAACAACAUGGUAAGGAAGUGAUAAAAAGUGGAACAGAAUUCGGGUUAAGUGAAGAUGAAGCAAUCCACAACUUGCUUUUCGUGUUGGGUUUCAACUCAUAUGGCGGAUUUUCAAUUUUCCUCCCUAAUUUGAUAAACACCAUAGCGAAUGGCCCAACUGGUUUGCAAGAUCAGCUGAGGAAGGAAGCGAGAGAGAAAGGCGGUUCAACUCUCGGGUUCAGCUCGUUGAAAGAAAUGGAACUAAUUAAUUCAGUGGUUUACGAAACCCUUCGGUUGAAUCCACCAGUUCCACUUCAGUUCGGUCGAGCCAGAAAGGAUUUUCAGUUAAGUACAUAUGACUCAGCAUUCGACGUGAAGAAGGGUGAGUUAUUAUGUGGGUAUCAGAAGCUUGUAAUGAGGGAUCCAGCCGUGUUUGAUGAACCGGAUCAAUUUAUACCGGACCGGUUCACUAAAGAGAAAGGGGCCGAGUUGUUGAACUAUUUGUAUUGGUCUAAUGGACCACAAAGCGGUUCGCCAAGUGUGUCCAACAAGCAAUGCGCGGGCAAGGACAUUGUGACCUACACCGCGGCCUUAAUUGUGGCACACUUGCUUCGUAGGUACGAUUUAAUUAAAGGAGAUAGCGGUUCCAUCACUGCCUUAAAGAAGGCCAAAUGAAGAGUGAGGGUUGGUAUUCAAUGUUUGUGAUUAUCAAAGACAGAUUAUAUUUUUCUUUAUUGUUUAUAAAAUUGGGGUUGUAUUGUAUCUAUUCAAACAAUACUUGGCAUUCAUGAAUCAUAAUUCAUGCGA
This is a messenger RNA of Trifolium pratense (red clover), 1680 nucleotides long. Its product is annotated as linolenate hydroperoxide lyase, chloroplastic-like. Gene Ontology annotation, molecular function: monooxygenase activity; iron ion binding; heme binding. The coding region runs from base 106 to 1548 and encodes 480 amino acids. NCBI's taxonomy places the organism in Eukaryota, Viridiplantae, Streptophyta, Magnoliopsida, Fabales, Fabaceae. The record is from RefSeq and is a predicted model, not a curated record. Gene Ontology annotation, biological process: sterol metabolic process. The transcript is spliced from 3 exons.